Pogoniulus pusillus (Red-fronted tinkerbird) is the source of this 1016-nucleotide messenger RNA. It is a transcript of the gene CALB2, whose product is annotated as calbindin 2. Gene Ontology annotation, biological process: regulation of presynaptic cytosolic calcium ion concentration; regulation of long-term synaptic potentiation. Gene Ontology annotation, cellular component: nucleus; terminal bouton; synapse. The record is from RefSeq and is a predicted model, not a curated record. The transcript is spliced from 11 exons. The coding region runs from base 45 to 857 and encodes 270 amino acids. Gene Ontology annotation, molecular function: calcium ion binding. NCBI's taxonomy places the organism in Eukaryota, Metazoa, Chordata, Aves, Piciformes, Lybiidae.
GCGUGCGGGCGGCGGCAGCGGCGGCGGCGGCGGCGGGGGAUGAGAUGGCCAGCCCGCAGCAGGCCCCGCACCUCCACCUGGCCGAGCUCACCGCCUCCCAGUUCCUCGACGUCUGGCGGCACUUCGACGCGGACGGGAAUGGCUACAUCGAAGGCAAAGAGCUGGAGAAGUUCUUCCAGGAGCUGGAGAGCGCCAGGAAGGGAGCGGGAGUGGGCUCCAGGGGCGACAGCCUGGGCGAGAAGAUGAAGGAGUUCAUGCACAAGUACGACAAGAACGCGGACGGCAAGAUCGAGAUGGCAGAGCUGGCCCAGAUCCUGCCCACGGAGGAGAAUUUCCUGCUGUGUUUCCGCCAGCACGUGGGCUCCAGCUCGGAGUUCAUGGAGGCUUGGCGCAGGUACGACACAGACCGCAGCGGCUACAUCGAAGCCAACGAGCUGAAGGGCUUCUUGUCGGACCUGCUGAAGAAGGCGAACCGAGCGUAUGACGAGCCCAAGCUGCAGGAGUACACACAGACCAUCCUGCGGAUGUUCGACACGAACGGCGACGGCAAGCUGGGACUGUCCGAGAUGUCCCGACUUCUGCCUGUGCAAGAAAACUUCCUGCUGAAGUUUCAGGGGAUGAAGCUGUCCUCGGAGGAGUUCAAUGCCAUCUUCACCUUCUACGACAAGGAUGGAAGUGGCUUCAUCGACGAGCAGGAGCUGGAUGCGCUGCUGAAGGACCUCUACGAGAAGAACAAGAAGGAGAUGAGCAUCCAACAGCUCACCAGCUACAGGAGGAGCAUCAUGAACCUGGCUUCUGGGGGCAAACUCUACCGCAAGGAGCUGGAGAUUGUGCUCUGCAACGAGCCCCCCAUGUAGGGACCUCCCUCCCCACUCACAGCACCCCUUGCUCCUCCUCCUUCUCUUCCUCCUUCUCCUUCUCUUCCUCCUUCUCCUUCUCCUUCUUUCUCCUCCUUCUCUUUCCCCUCCUCUUUCUCCUUCUCUUUCUCCUCAUUCUCCUUCUUUCUCCUUCUCUUU